ACUCGGCGAAGCAGCUCCGGAAGGUAGGUGGCGCGAUACCGUUUCUCUUCCUUUGCCGCGGAUGUGCACAUGCCUUGGGAUUGUCUACACUUGCAAUAGAUGCCGAUAGAAUUGCGAGUCGAUUGUUAUCACCGCUGUGUUUGAACUGAGCUCCAACCUUUCGGUGGCACCUUUUCGAGUUGUGCCGCCUGCUGGGAAUGUAAAGCUCUUGCAUAGCAAAUGAUCUAUCCAGCAUCUAGUGUCUGUGAGCAUGGCAUGCUGUCGCUCGCUGCUGCUUUGUUGCUCGAUCUUUUGGGUGGUCCACUGGCUCAUUUUCAAUGACAAUGCUGACGCUCUGCUUACAUUGCCAGAUUUUCUUUAGCGUGCGAUAUCCCGAGCUCUGUUCCGAUCGAGCUGCGGCCCUUGCAGAGGUGAAUCAGGCGCACCAGCGCCUGAAGGCAAACAACGACGAUCUGGAGCAACGUAUUGACGAGCUCAACACCGCUCUCAACGAGCGCAUUGGGCUGAUACAGGCGACGUCGAUGUUGGCCUGCGCCAGCGACGACGGUGUAGAUUCACCCGGCUCAACAAAGCGUCCUCGUCUCGACGCGCCUGACUGUCCGCAUGAGCAAGCUCCUCUUGAUGGCGGCUCGGCCCAAUCGCCUGCGGAUAAGCUCAGCCAAGUCCGGCGACAACUUGAUACGCUCACUCAAUCGAUGCGGCCAACUGGAGCACAGGAUGUGAAUGUGGAUACCAUGACCACUCCUCUGGAGCAACAGAGGAUGCGGCUGCUGUCAGAGCUGCAGGCCACGAUGGAUAGCGCCAGGGUCCCUGGCUCCUCCUCCGAUGCGGUUGGCGUCGAUGGAGCGCAGGCAGACGGAUCACUCGCCCGCGCCGAUAUCAUCCGAUGGGCCCUGGGCUCCCUGCUCCUGGAUCCCAAGUCCAUUCAAGAGGGCGACGCACCGCAUGCCUCUGUCAAGUAUGUGCGAUCCCUCAUCGACCGUUUCAUCAAAGAGGCCACAGACCAGCGGCUGCCUCUGUCGACCGACAAGGCACCAGCCAACCCUUAAUGAGCCCUGCUCGACGUUCAAUCUUUGACCACCACCGAGCUUGAACGAGCCCUAUGUACGGCUUUGGGCGAUUGCGUCAGUGCAGUAUCGCACGCCAUUUCGCAUCCUAAUAUGUGCAAUACAAACAGAAAUGUGAAUGACGAA
Messenger RNA from Polychytrium aggregatum, 1193 nucleotides. RefSeq lists its product as uncharacterized. Lineage: Eukaryota; Fungi; Chytridiomycota; Chytridiomycetes; Polychytriales. The transcript has a single exon. The coding region runs from base 318 to 1049 and encodes 243 amino acids. The record is from RefSeq and is a predicted model, not a curated record.